Mus pahari (shrew mouse) is the source of this 768-nucleotide messenger RNA. RefSeq names its product testis expressed 29 (gene Tex29). Lineage: Eukaryota; Metazoa; Chordata; Mammalia; Rodentia; Muridae. The record is from RefSeq and is a predicted model, not a curated record. The transcript is spliced from 7 exons. Bases 158 to 712 code for a protein of 184 amino acids.
ACUUGUGAGCCAUAGACAAGAGGCAGAGGUAGCCAGUUCGUGGCUUAACCAAAACAUUGGUCCUACUUAGAGGCUACCAGAGAGCCAGUACAGAGAACUCAGCUCUGGAACUGAUGGACAGGCAUAUUUGAUCCCUGUAUCCCGGUCAGCUGCUACCAUGAAAUACACCAAAGAAAUCAAGAGGUCCCCACCACAUCUCCUGAAGAAGUUUGCAGUAUGUGACAUCCCUCUGUAUAACAUCUGUGACUACAAUGUCACCAGGGACCACUGCAGGAGGCUCAACUGCUGUUUCUACAAGGGCGUCUGCUACGAGAAAGCUGUUCCCAUUCAUGUACAGGUGUUCAUCGCCCUGAUUGGGUUCGUGGCAGGGACCUUCAUCAUUGCCGUCAUUUAUAGGGUCAUACAGGGGACUAAAAAAGAGAAGAAACCAUUACCCCCAGAGGAACCUAAGAAAUCUGUUGAAAUACUGAAGUCUCCCACUCCAGAACCCACUCCAGAACCCAUUCCAGAACCCAUUCCAGAACCCAUUCCAGAACCUCCCCCUCCCAUCAAGAAGACUGAGAGCCCAGUAGAAGCUGGAUGUUGCUUAUGGAUGAAAUCUAAACCAGCGAGGGAUCAGCCCCAGAAGGAAACUGCAGCCCCAGAACCGCCCUCAAACCCAGAGGAAAAGAAAGACAUCAGUGGCAGUGCCGCACCCCAGGCAGCGCCUUGAAUGUGUGCAACAGAGAGACCGUCUGUGAUGAAAAAUAAAGACAUUUCCUAAGUGUU